AUGGCCACCAAAAGUCUUGUUUCUUUCAUAACGUUGGCCACACUAUCAUUAACAAUUAUGAUAUGUGACCCCGUUAAUGCUGCAAACGUUUUUACAGUGGGCGACGAGAAAGGAUGGACACUUGGCUUUGACUACCAGGCGUGGGCACAAGACAAACAAUUCCAUAUUGGAGACAGACUGGUGUUCAACUAUCCGAAGGGUGUUCACAACGUUCUCGUUGUAAAUGGGUCAUCAUUCGCAAACUGUGUUAAGGAACCCAUCUUUCCCAGGCUGGAGAGCGGACACGACGUGCUGGAGUUUAUUGGAACAGGGAAUGUAUGGUUCAUCUGUGGAGUGGGGAUGCAUUGCCAAAACGGUCUGAAGCUCAAAAUAACAAUUACCGAUCAAUCCUCACCUGCACCUGCAGCUGCACCAUCUUCAGAAGAAAAUUGGCAUACUUCUUCUCUAUCUUCCGUCUAUCACCUAAAGCCUUGGUAA
Messenger RNA from Cryptomeria japonica (Japanese cedar), 477 nucleotides. Its product is annotated as blue copper protein 1a-like. Lineage: Eukaryota; Viridiplantae; Streptophyta; Pinopsida; Cupressales; Cupressaceae. The transcript is spliced from 2 exons. The coding region runs from base 1 to 477 and encodes 158 amino acids. Gene Ontology annotation, cellular component: plasma membrane. The record is from RefSeq and is a predicted model, not a curated record. Gene Ontology annotation, molecular function: electron transfer activity.